Messenger RNA from Coprinopsis cinerea okayama7#130, 2289 nucleotides. RefSeq lists its product as hypothetical. The transcript is spliced from 7 exons. NCBI's taxonomy places the organism in Eukaryota, Fungi, Basidiomycota, Agaricomycetes, Agaricales, Psathyrellaceae. Gene Ontology annotation, cellular component: COG complex. Gene Ontology annotation, biological process: intra-Golgi vesicle-mediated transport. Bases 1 to 2289 code for a protein of 762 amino acids. The record is from RefSeq and is a predicted model, not a curated record.
AUGUCUGAUUCGGCGAGCUCCUCAUCAACCAAGAACCCAAUCUCGCUCAGGCUCUACAAGGUCCUGAGCACCAACUUUGACGACCAUGGAACGAGAGAAGCUCUACAGACCCUGUCAGAACUCUAUGGUAUCCCAGAAACCGAGGCGAAACAGCUCGCAUCAUCGACAACUUCAUCGACAUCGACGGGCAAGGUAGCAGGGAGUGUACCAGGCGAGAGCUAUCCUGGUGAAUAUGCGGCGACGACAAGGAGGAACUUGAAGAGGGACAUGGAGAAGAAGCUGGCUGAGGGAAGCCAGUCGUUCUUGAAGGCACUGGAGGAGGUUGAUCAGAAACUGGCAGAGAUGCAGGCGCAUAUUCAGGAUAUGGAGGCUGCAUGCCAGCAAGCUGAAGAUCAGCUCAACUCGACGAGCGAAGCGAGCAAAGCCGUCCUUGAACGAGCGGGCAACCUGCGAGACGAAAGGCAGGAAGUUGAGGACAAAAAGUCUAUAAUCACCUUGUUCCUCUCCCGGUUCACCCUUUCUGAACAAGAAGCCGAAGCGAUUACAUCUCGCGACGUCCCAGUCUCCCAGCGGUUCUUCGACGCCAUGGACAAAACUGAACGAAUACGCGAGGAUUGCCGGGUGCUCAUGGCUGGAGAGGACGGCGCGCCCACCAAAGCCGGUCUCGACAUUAUGGCGUCCACGUCGAGUCACCUUGAACAAGGCUUCGACAAGAUCUUGCGGUGGAUCUCGAACGAAUUCAGACAAAUCGGCAAGGACGGGCAGUUCGAACUCGACGUGCAUCCGGUCAUGAGGGAGGCGGUGGUUAGGCUGAAGAAGAGACCGGAGCUGCUUACUGAAGCCCUGACAAUCCUCUCGGAAACGCGACAGCAAUCCCUCCUGUCUUCGUUCAUCACCGCGCUCACUCGAGGUGGCCCCUCAGGUCUACCUCGUCCCAUCGAACUUCACGCCCACGAUCCCAUGCGAUAUGUCGGCGACAUGCUUGCCUGGGUGCAUCAAGCCAUCGCCGCCGAACGCGAAUUCCUUGAAACUCUCUUCGCCGUCAAGAGCGAUAACCGGAUGGUCGGCAGCGUUCGCUCGUUUACUGAGAAGACAGAAGAGGAGGAAUGGAUCCAGGAGCUGAUGGACUUGUCGGUCUCCAAGCUAUGUGUGCCGCUGAAGAACCGUGUUCUGCAGACGGUUAGGUCUCAGGAGAGCAGCAUUGUGUCGUACAAGAUUGCGAACUUGCUACAGUUCUAUCUUGUGACGAUGAGAAGGACGAUUGGACCUCAGGCUUUGCUCACCAAGACCUUACACGAGAUCACAGACGUGUCGUACAAGGUCUUCCAAACCUCUAUCGAAACGCAUUCCCAAGCCCUCGCUCGACUUCCUCUGGACCCCGACGAUCCAUCACUCACGCCACCGCACUUCAUACUCGACCACGCGCAGAUCCUCAAGGAAGUUAUGAACGUGUAUCAAUCCUCUAUUGUCGACGGGGAGGGAGAAGCGGAGACGGAAGAGUCGAGCGCCGUUGCGCCCUCGUUCGAAAACGUACUCGACGUGUUCAUUGAUCCUGUGGUGCUGAGUUGUAUCUCGAAGAGCGAGGAGAAGAUCAUGCUGAGACCCAAGUGGGAUGGGAAGGUGUAUACGAUUAAUUGUUUGACUUAUUUCCAGGGCCUUUUGGAACCGUUCUCGUUCACGAAAACGAAGCAAGAGAAUUUGGCCAAGGUGAUUGAGUAUAGGGUGGAGGAGGUUAUUGAACAACAUUUUGUCGACCUCAUGAACGAUGCUGGCCUCCAUUCGGUCUACCAAACGUGUAGAGAUCCACCCACCUCCGAGCCCCUCUCGCGUCUCCCACCAACCCAAUCCCCGACCCUCCUCAACGCCCUCCACACCUUCUCCCUAUGGCUCUCCUCUCCCGAGGUCACGCACUCCCCCCGUCUCUCCCACCUCACCUCCCAGAAACUGGCCGACCAAAUCCACCGGAAGGCGUUGAAGCGGAUGGUGAAAGCGUAUGAAUUUAUUUGUGGGUGUGUGUUGGAUGAGAAGAAUCGGUAUGAGGCUGCUGCUACGUUGCUUGGGAGGGAGAGGCCGUUUGGGCGGGUGUACCUUUUGAAGCAGAUUUUUGGGAUGGAGGAGGGGGAGAGUGGGAGUAGUGGGAGUGAGGAAGAGGAGAGUGAGGAAGAAGAUGAGAGCGAUGAAGAUGAGAGUGGAGAGGACGAGGAAGAUGAGAGCGAGGAGGAAGAUGAGGAGGGUGAAGGAGAUGCAAGUGUGGAGGGGACAUCGUCUACGGCACCUAGACGUAGUUGA